GCCAAACCCUCCCGACUCUGCUUGGGCAUCCCCAUCACGGCUUUUUUUUGUUUGUUUUUGUGCCCGUCUGGCUCCUGCUUGGGCUUGGAGGAGAGGAACCGCUAAUGCCUAGGAGUAGGAAAUCGCCUGUGCACUCGCUUCUCCCAUUUGCUGAUUAGGGCAUCGGCGGGAGUUCUGCACAGACCAGGCUUCUGUCCGCUCGCUGAUUCACGUCUCGAUUGGCAUUCCUUGGCGACCCUCCAGACGAAGAUCUUCCCUGCCACUGGUCCCCACUCGCGUCCUCGGUUGCCUCUUAGCCUCUAUUGCCUCCUUCGUUUCCCUUUUUUCCUCCCCAUCCGCAUCUGACACGCCUCAAAGGUCGACUUGACGUCGCCCUCGCCAUUGUGUCCUGCGCCGUCGCUCUUUGUCCGUCGUCGAGGCACCGCCAUUGAUUGAUCGCUACUCCGUCCAUUGCAGAGCAUGCGCUCCAAGGCGCCACUGUGACCUCGACCAAACUCCCACCAUUCCUUUGACUAGUCGCCGUCGCGCCAUUUUCGACCAACGCUCCUUGGAGCACUUUCUUCCAUCCUUUCCGUUUCUUCCUCUCCUUCAAGCAUCGGCCGUCCAACCGGCCUGACAUUUCGUCGCAAUGAUACCCUCACCAUCAAUCUUCUCGGCGUUCGCGCUGCUGGCCUCCAGCGCCCUCCACUUCGGCAAUGUCGCCGCCCAAACCCAUGGCUUAACAGACUGCCAGCCGCUGGUGAAGGAGUGCCCGCCCAACAAGGCCUUUGGCAUGGCUCACAACUGGAAUUUCAACACCACUCCUGCCGCCUGGGAAACCAAAGUCGGGCCCAUGACGUACGAUAACCAGAAUGGCGCAGCUUUCACCAUCACGAAGCAGGGCGAGUCGCCGACCCUCCGCUCAAACUACUACAUUUUCUUUGGUCGCGUCGAGAUCAUCGCCAAGGCCGCGCCCGGCGUCGGCAUGAUCAGUUCCAUGAUGUUGCUCAGCGACGACCUCGACGAGAUUGACUGGGAGUUCCUCGGCAUCAACCAGACCCACGCCUUGACGAACUACUUUGGCAAGGGCAUCGAGGAUUUCACCAAGGGUAUCUAUUAUCCCGUCAAUGGCGGUGUCCAGGCUGACUUCCACAACUACACCACCCUCUGGACCAAGGACCGCCUGGACUGGAUCAUCGACGGGCAGAUCGUCCGCACUCUGUUGCCCAAGGACGCCAACAACACGUACAACUACCCCCAGACUCCCAUGCGCAUCUCCUUGGGCAUCUGGGCCUCCAGUGACCCGAGGUUGGGCAAGGGCACCCAGGAGUGGGGCGGAGGCGCCAGCGAUUUCAGCAAGGGUCCCUUCAGCAUGUAUGUCAAGAGCACGUACGUUGAGGAUUUCAGCAGUGGCAAGGAAUACGUCUAUGGCGACCGCAGUGGAACACACCAGAGUAUCAAGAUCGUCGCAGGAGAAUCCACCGCCAACGUCACCAUCAUGGCGGCCCAGACCCAGGACAAGAGUAUCUCUGAGCGCUGGAACGAACUCUCGUCUAGCGCCAAGACUGGCGUGUACGUGGGUGCCUCAGCAUUCGUUGCCAUCAUCGCCGGCUCGCUCCUCUUCUACUUCCUGCGUCAGCGUAAGCGGGGCCAGGAGGAAGCCAGGCUCGCCGCCGAGCGCGAGGAACGCGAGCGUGUCGAGCUGGAGCAGUACCGCAAGGCCGGCAUCAACCCCGACAGCCUUGUGCAGCAGACCGAGUACAACGCCAAUGCCCGCGACGACAUGGGUAGCCGUGGCGGCGGCAACAGCCUCGACGGCCAGGCCGUGGCGCCUGGAAGUCCCCUGAACGAGAAGUCCUGGGGAGCUCCCAUGAACGCGGCGGUCACCGCAGGCGCGGCAGCCGGCGGUGCUGCGGCUGCCAACGGCAUGCGCAGCCCCUCUGUCCCCCUCCUCCGUGACGGUCCCCCCAGCCCCAACCACAACGGGUUCAACGGCCAGUACUACGAUGGGCAGCCUGGCCAGUACCAACAACAGCAACAGUACGGCCGCGAUCUCGCUUCUCAGGGCGGCAUGAGGACUUCUCCCGGCCCCGCCGGAAUGGUCUCCCCGAUGCGCACACCCAGCCCGGGUGCGCCACCGGCCUUUCCUCCGCCCCAGGCCCCCGCCUCGCCGGGCGCAUACGGGAACCCCGGACGUAGCUACACGACCCCCGCGCAACGCAUGGGGAGCCCCGGCCCCCAAAACGGACCGCAGCGUAGCUACACCAACGACCCCUACCAGGGCCCCGGUGGUGGCCAGCAAGGCAGUGGUGGACAGCAGUGGAGGUAGACGCUGAACGCUCGAGACAAGAUCGGACAUGGCGCCGGAGUGCAGCGUUCCGGUUAGGUCAGUUUUGACUGGGCUCGUUUUGCACCCCAUUAUUUCUGGCCACGGUCCCUAAUCUCGGGCUUCACUCUCCUCUCGAAAUGUUUUUGUGGCUUGUGGUUUGGAGUCGACGUUUUUGUUUGGAUUCCUUAUUUUUAGCUUCGUACUCUCUUUUAUAUUGCCCCCGAUACGCGUCGCCUUUGCCUUGUUGUCAAGAUAUCAUACGGGAUCUAUGGCUGGUUGAGCCCCAUAGGUCCCACGUCAUUUAGCUCGCUGCAUAACCCUUUGCAUAUACCCUGUUUCUUUAACGUAUAGUGCUGUUGCUACCUAGGUGAUUUUCUCGUAUGCACUAGAAUAUGUCUAAAACUCCCGCUCCUGACACCCUGAAAUGACGACCGGGCGGUCUGGUGUCGAUCCCAAUAUUUUACUCCCUUCUCAUCACCGCAACUAUAU
This is a messenger RNA of Gaeumannomyces tritici R3-111a-1, 2797 nucleotides long. RefSeq names its product extracellular cell wall glucanase Crf1. The transcript has 2 exons. Gene Ontology annotation, molecular function: glycosyltransferase activity; hydrolase activity, hydrolyzing O-glycosyl compounds. The record is from RefSeq and is a predicted model, not a curated record. Bases 629 to 2308 code for a protein of 559 amino acids. Gene Ontology annotation, biological process: fungal-type cell wall organization; carbohydrate metabolic process. Gene Ontology annotation, cellular component: fungal-type cell wall. NCBI's taxonomy places the organism in Eukaryota, Fungi, Ascomycota, Sordariomycetes, Magnaporthales, Magnaporthaceae.